This is a messenger RNA of Acanthisitta chloris (rifleman), 576 nucleotides long. RefSeq names its product ADP-ribosylation factor-like 14 (gene ARL14). Gene Ontology annotation, cellular component: cytoplasm. The record is from RefSeq and is a predicted model, not a curated record. Gene Ontology annotation, biological process: vesicle-mediated transport; intracellular protein transport. The transcript has a single exon. The coding region runs from base 1 to 576 and encodes 191 amino acids. Lineage: Eukaryota; Metazoa; Chordata; Aves; Passeriformes; Acanthisittidae. Gene Ontology annotation, molecular function: GTP binding; GTPase activity.
AUGGGCCUCCAGCACACCAAACCCUCCAGAGUGAAGCAAGCCAAUAUCCUGAUGCUAGGACUUGAUUCUGCAGGAAAAUCCACACUGUUGUACAAGUUCAGGUAUAAAGAUCAUUUUAUAACAAUGCCAACCAUUGGCUUUAACGUUGAUAUGAUUGAAACCAGUAAAGAUUUUACAUUGACCUUUUGGGAUGUUGGAGGACAGGAGAAAAUGAGGAAGCUCUGGAGCAAUUUCCUGGAGGACACAGAUGCAUUGCUCUAUGUGGUGGAUAGCUCAGAUAAGCGACGGCUGGAAGAAUCAAGGAGAGAAUUUGAACUCAUUUUAAAGAAUGAAUCCAUCAAAAAUGUGCCAGUUGUCAUGUUAGCCAACAAGCAGGAUUUGCCUGGAGCUUUGAACGCUGAGGAGAUCACCCUGAGGUUCAAGAUGAAGAAGUACUGCAGUGACAGAAAUUGGUAUGUACAGCCCUGUUGUGCCCUCACAGGAGAAGGGUUGGCAGAAGCUCUCCAGAGAGUGACCACGUUUGCCAAGCAGUACAGCAGAUCAAAGGAGACUUUUACAACCUUGAAGGAAACUUAG